AUGGACGGCUCCGCAGACAGGUUGGUGGUUUACCUGUCGUCUGGCAACAAGGUUGCAGACGUCGGCACAGAGCAACUGGAGGAGAUCAUUGAGACAUGGGGUAACUCCAUCCAGAGCCUCAAGAAACUAUUGCAGUCGCGCAUGGGGCAUUCCCGAUUCUGUCAGCGGCUCAUGCUCCAAGAUUGCGUCCUGCAUGACACCGCCACGUUGCAGCCGCCCAUGUCCCUGCAGUUGGUUUUGCUACCGUACCGCGACACCAACCUGACCGACUCCCAGCGCGUUGCUGUCAGGCUCAGUAUCGAAGAGGACAGGGCUAAUGUCAUCGAGGCUCUACUGAAGCGUCCCGAGGAUCCGGACAUGCUGCUGGCCCCUGCAAGCACCGGGCUUUGUGUGGCCGCCCAGCACGGCAGCAUGAGGUGCCUGAGGCUGUUUCUGGAAGCUGGCGCCAGCACAAGCCUGCCUGAUGCACUUGCUGCUCCACCGCUCCACGUGGCCUGCAGCCACGGCCAGCUUGACGUCGCACAGGCCCUGAUCGAGGCUGGCGCUGAGGUGGAUCUUCGCAAUGCGCAAGGAUGCACGCCCAUAAUCACCGCGUGGAACAGGAACCAGAUGGGAAUGGUCCAGCUUCUGGCCGAGGCGGGCGCCGACCUCACAUACAAGUACGAGCUCAAAUCCAAGAGUUCGACUGGGCUGACGAUUCUUCAUCUUGUCUGUGGAAAGGGCAAGUCGGACAAUGCUGCGCUGGCCCGCGCGCUGAUCGAUGCGGGCGCUGAUGUAGAGGCAGUUGAUUCCAAGGGCAAGACGUGCCUGCAGAAGGCAUGCCGCGCCCAUGAUGCAGCGAUCGUUCGGGCCCUCGUCGAGGCGGGUGCCACAACCACCGCCGUCGAUUCGAAAGGCUCGACUUUGCUCCACUGGGCAUGCAGUCGCAAGCUCGACUCCGGCGAGGGGAGUGAGGUUGCUCGCAUUCUGAUUGAGGCUGCGGGGCGUUCCUGCACGGAGCGGAAGAACUCAUGUGGUGCAACACCACUGCAUGUGGCCAUCCACCACUACAACGUGGACGCACUCCGUGCACUUCUUGCAGCUCGCGCGAAUCCGGAUGCGACCGAUGUUGCCGGCUCGACAGCUCUGCACUGGGCUUGCAGCUUCGGCCACUGUGGAAUGGGACGGAUUUUGCUGGAAGCCGGGGCUCGCAAGGAGAAGAGGCGCUGGUGCGACGGUGAGGCGAGAUGGUGCAGCUUUUCGCAUCUGAGAGUGGUAGCGACAAGGAGCAGGCACCCCUGA
This is a messenger RNA of Symbiodinium natans, 1281 nucleotides long. The record is from the annotation of a GenBank genome assembly. NCBI's taxonomy places the organism in Eukaryota, Dinophyceae, Suessiales, Symbiodiniaceae.